Molecule: messenger RNA, 3352 nt
Organism: Bombyx mandarina (wild silkworm)
Lineage: Eukaryota; Metazoa; Arthropoda; Insecta; Lepidoptera; Bombycidae
Source: RefSeq, a predicted model, not a curated record
CUAGGUGACAGUAAGUUUUCGGUCGUGUCGCGUGUCGUGCGUACCGUAUCCGUGCGUUCGUGAUGACCAGGUGGUGGAUGGUGAUGUUGAUGGCGGCAGGAGCGGCGGCCGCCGGGAGCAGGCUGCCUCGCACCUCGCAGUCCGCUCCCCCGCAGCAAUCCUCUGCCGCACCCCGCUUGCCGCAGAGGAAUCUAACCCUAGCGUCCAGGUCUACUGUUAGAAACAGAGAACAGUACAUCUUCAACGUUUUCGAAGUGAUAGUGAGCACAUUAGAAACUAAGCUACAAAGAAUAGAGAAUCUAGAUAAAGCAGUGGAACAUCUCAUGAGACGAGUUGAAGCUUUAGAUUCGAGAGUUAAUGACAACAUUCUGAAAACUGAUGCAAUAAUAUCAAAAUUAGGAAAUCUUGAUUUGAAACUAUUUAGUCAUAUCGGACAGGAACAAGAGGAAGGAUUCACAGAAAAUACUACGAACAAACGCAACGAAAAGAAAAUAAGUGACGCUCAGCUGCUUGACCGGAAACUAGAAUCACUGGAUCAAAAAGUUUCUGACAUAGAUACCAAGCUCGUCGGACUCAAAAAUCAAAUAGAUAACAACUUCUUACCCGUCGAUGACAUCAACGCAGAGGCAAGUGAGAGAAAACCGAUAAACUUAAACGUAAUCGAAAUCGCCAAAGGCCUAAACACAGAAGUUGUGAACGAGAUAACCAAGGAAGUCGAUCAACUAAGAUCAUCGGUAUCAACUGUUGAUCGCAAAUUGCAAUUCCACAUCAACCUCGUUUCUGAAAACUUAGGUAAAGUACUUUAUAUGAUGGCAGAUGUGCACGCAGCAAUAGUUGAGCCUGAAGCUGCAUCAAUAAACGUUAACAGCUUGUUUAAAAACAGAACAGCGAGUAGCACCCCCUCGCCGGUCACUAAAAGCAGUAAGAUCGAUACGCUUGUCAAUAAAAUAAUACCGAUGAUGAGUGUCUCCGAAAAAAUGGACGAAGUUUGGGAUGUGGUGGUUGGAACGAAGAGCUCUGUUGAUGAUUUGGUACCGAAAUCAGACGAACUACUCACGCAAACCCAACGACAAGAAAGGGCUAUAGGACAGAUACAUAACGAUUUGAGAGUUAAAACCAAUCUUAUAAUAGAAAACCUAGACAUGGUAGAAAAACGUUUAAAAAAACAAGAAGAUGAUGUAGCAACCCUAGCUCAACGCCCAGUCCCUGCCGAAUUGUUGCUGGAUCCGACCAUAGACCGACUAGUGGAAUAUGCACCGAACAGAUACAGGGUGGAAGAACCCUCCACGGAUCCCACAACGAUCACAGUCUCCGCGACGACUAUGCCGCCCUUCUCUACAAUCAAUAACAGCCCGAGCAGUCCGAGUGGCUCUAGCACGAGUCCCAGUGCCACUUCGACCCCGGCCAGCACAGGCGCCGCCACAACCGUCCCUAUCGGCGGCAGUACCACGCCGCGGCUCGCAACGCGCAAAGGAGGCAUUAUCUUCCCCAGUGUCAAGAAUAAACCCAUCAUCGGCAAUAACACUUUCGCUUCGGAGAUCGUUGCCAACUAUAAAGACGUGAAAGGCUAUUCGUGCGUAGAUCUUCUUAACGCCGGCAUGAGAGAAUCAGGAGUUUAUUACUUACAAAUCAGGGGCACAACAUAUUGGUUCCUGAAAGUAUUUUGUGAGCAAAAUGUUGCCGACGGAGGUUGGACUGUAAUACAUCGUCGUGACGAUUACGGUCAGCCAGCGGAGAAUUUUAAUCGUGAUUGGAGCGAUUAUAAGAACGGCUUCGGUGACCCGAGCAAAGAGUUUUGGCUCGGCAACGAAAACAUCUACAUGCUGACCAACAAUGACGACUACAUGCUCAGAGUCGAACUUGAAGACUUCGAUGGAAACAAAAGAUACGCACAGUAUUCGCACUUCAAGAUAUAUUCCGAAGCGGAAUACUACAAACUGGAGAUUGAAGGGUACGAGGGUACAGCAGGUGACUCUCUCAACGAUCCAUGGUAUGGGUCUAACAACAGCCCCUUCUCCACUUAUAACAGAGACAACGAUAGAUCUUCGCUGAACUGCGCUUCAAUGUUGAAGGGAGGUUGGUGGUGGAAGUCAUGCGGUCGCGGCCUCAAUGGGUUGUACUUGCAUGAUCCACAGGAUCUUACCGCCAGACAAGGCAUAGUAUGGUUCCGCUGGAGAGGUUGGGACUACACCUUGAAGAGAGCGUCCAUGAUGAUCAAGCCCAAAGGCCUGCAGCCUAACACGUGAAGCACGCUGUUGAAUUCAGUAUUUUCUAGGAUUUUCGCGAACUGUAGGCAUUAUCAAAAACAGUUUUACGUUUUAACUUUUUAUAUCUACAAACAUGAUGCACAGCAGAUACGUAAAGCAUAAAAAUAUUAUUGUUUAUAUUAUUAUACUUACGAAGCUGCUAGUACAAUAACAGUAAUAUCUUCAGAUGCCGGGCGUUUGGUAGAUGUGUUUACUCAUCUGCUAUAUACGAUGCCCGUGGAUCUGAAUAUAACUCUAAUCUCGUGUCUAUUUCAUUCAUUUUUUUUUUAAGUUUCAAUUGCUGAAAUAUAUUCCGUUUUCGCUACCGAUGUCCACAGACUAUACAUAGCCAGACGCGAGAUUAAAACUGAAGUAUUUUUAAUGACCGCGCCGAUAACGUUUAAAUUCAACCGGUCAUUUCGAAUUAACUGGAUUCGAAUAUAAUCCUGCAGCUUACUUUAAUAUAAUAAAAUUGUGUAUGUUAGUAAUUACAAGAAAAUGACAUUAAACUGUUAUUAUAAUAUUGAAAAUGCUUAAAUUUUAUACAUUUUUUUAUUACUAAGAAUCCGUGUAAUAAAACUGGCGUUGCCAUCGCAACCCCACAAACAUUUAGUAUCCAUCACUGUAAAUAUAUUUCUUCACUAAUCAUUCUAUUCGCUAUACUUUUAUCUUCGUAUUCGAUAUUUGUAAAUAACGAGACGCUAGAAUAUUCUAUCAACGUGCCACAUCAAAACGCAAAUUUCAUUAAUUUAUUAUUCAUUAAAACUUCGAAACAUGAUUGUAUUUCGUUAAUUAGGUUUAUAAUUUAGAUUAUAAGUUAAAAAAUUGUAUUAAGAUGUAAAUAAUAAACUUCACGAGCGAUAUCAGCUCAAAAUGAAAAGACAUUUUGUAUCGAUUAGAAAUUGGUGUGAAGGGAAUGCUACCAUUUAAUAUGUUGUACAUGACACGAGAAGAACAAACAAUUCGAUAUAAAUGCUAGUUUAGAGUACAUAUGUAAGAUUAUAAUUUAGUGUAUCUCUACUACUUCAAACAAAGUACAUUGAUAUUUUGUAAAACAUUUACACUUUCCUACAAAUAUUUAUUAACACAAACACAUCAAAUGUACA